This is a messenger RNA of Oncorhynchus nerka (sockeye salmon), 1146 nucleotides long. Its product is annotated as aquaporin-4-like. The record is from RefSeq and is a predicted model, not a curated record. Gene Ontology annotation, biological process: water transport; transmembrane transport. Gene Ontology annotation, cellular component: basolateral plasma membrane; plasma membrane. Gene Ontology annotation, molecular function: water channel activity. NCBI's taxonomy places the organism in Eukaryota, Metazoa, Chordata, Actinopteri, Salmoniformes, Salmonidae.
CAGCAUCCCAUCAUGGUGGCGUUCAAAGGAAUCUGGACCAAGGACUUCUGGAGAGCUGUGUCAGCCGAGUACCUAGCUUCCCUGAUCUUCGUCCUCAUCAGCCUGGGCUCCACCAUCAACUGGGCAUCCGAGUCGGACAACCCUCCCCCGCAGACCCCCGCAGACCUGGUCCUCAUCUCGCUGUGCUUUGGCCUGGCCAUCGCCACCAUGGUGCAAUGCUUCGGACACGUCAGUGGCAGUCACGUCAACCCGGCGGUCAGAGUGGCCAUGGUGGUGACCAGGAAGCUGAGCCUGGCCAAGGGUGUCUUCUACCUGGCUGCCCAGUGCCUGGGGGCGAUCACCGGGGCAGGGCUCCUCUACCUGGUGACACCAGUGUCUGUCAGAGGGGGCCUUGGAGUGACUCUGGUGAACCCUAACCUCAACAUGGGCCAAGCCCUGUUAGUGGAGCUGCUGAUCACCUUCGAGCUGGUCUUCACCGUGUUCGCCACCUGCGACCCCAAACGCUCUGACCUUAACGGCUCGGCUGCCCUCGCCAUUGGAGUCGCUGUAGCCGUCGGCCAUCUGUUCGAGAUCCCAUACACAGGAGCCAGUAUGAAACCCGCUCGCUCCUUUGGGCCUGCAGUCGCCACCAUGAAUUUUGAAAACCACUGGGUGUACUGGGUUGGUCCAAUCCUGGGUGGCAUCAUGGUCGGCGCCCUCUAUGAAUACCUGUUCUGCCCGGACCCCGAGCUGAAGAGGAUGCUCCGGGACGUCUUCCAGAAGGAUCCAGCAUCGAGGAAGUACAGGGAGGUGGAGGGCAACGGCGUGUACCAGGGGGAACCAGAUGACCUGAUCACCAAGCCACCGUCCAUCCACCACAUCGACCUGGAGAAGGGGGAAAAGAAGGAUAUUUUCCGGGACUUGACAGGCGAGGUGCUGUCAUCCGUAUGACUACCACGGGCACGGAAGAGGGAGACCAACCUGUAGAGCAGGGGGAGAUCCAGAGAGAGACAGUUUCAGUCAGGGUCCUCCCCCACUGCAGCCCCCUACUCCAAGCCCCCAUGCCUUAACCCACACAACUCACUUCUCUGGCAGAAUAUGAUUGCUGCAUGUCCUCGCAGUGUAGAUGUGUUCGUGUACAUGGAGGUGAGCCUUCCUCAACAUUUG